AUGUCCCAAAAUACAACCCAGAAGCCGCUCCCCUUCGGCUACCAGUUCGCUGCUGGUGCUGUUGCCGGUGUGUCGGAGAUUCUUAUCAUGUACCCGUUGGAUGUGGUCAAGACAAGAGUUCAGCUCCAGACCAACGUCGCCGCUGCAAGCGAAGAGGGAUACAAUGGCAUGUUUGAUUGCUUCCGCAAAAUCAUCAAGAAUGAGGGCCCCUCUCGCCUAUACCGCGGAAUCUCCGCCCCCAUCCUAAUGGAAGCCCCCAAGCGCGCCACCAAAUUCGCCGCCAACGACAGCUGGGGCUCCUUCUACCGCAACCUCUUCGGCGCCGAGAAACAAACUCAAUCCCUCGCAACUCUAACCGGUGCCACCGCAGGAGCCACAGAAGCCUUCGUCGUGGUUCCUUUCGAACUCGUCAAGAUCCGUCUGCAAGACCGCGCCUCGGCCGGUAAAUAUAACGGCAUGUUCGAUGUAGUCAAGAAGAUCGUCGCGACCGAGGGCCCCCUGGCCAUGUAUAACGGCCUCGAGUCUACUUUGUGGCGCCACAUCCUGUGGAAUGGAGGAUACUUCGGCUGUAUUUUCCAGGUGCGCGCACAGCUGCCCCAGGCUGAGCCUGGUAACAAGGCGCAGCAGACCCGCAACGAUCUGAUCGCUGGUUCUAUCGGUGGUAUCAUGGGUACUGUGCUGAACACGCCCAUGGAUGUUGUCAAGUCGCGCAUCCAGAACACCUCCAAGGUUGCCGGACAGGUGCCCAAGUACAACUGGGCGUGGCCUGCUAUUGCGACUGUGAUGAAGGAGGAGGGUUUCGGUGCAUUGUAUAAGGGAUUUACCCCUAAGGUGCUGCGUCUAGGUCCUGGUGGUGGUAUUUUGUUGGUUGUGUUUACUGGUGUUAUGGACUUCUUCCGUAAGAUGCGGGGAGAGUAA
This is a messenger RNA of Aspergillus ruber CBS 135680, 918 nucleotides long. RefSeq names its product putative mitochondrial 2-oxodicarboxylate carrier protein. Gene Ontology annotation, biological process: transmembrane transport. The record is from RefSeq and is a predicted model, not a curated record. The coding region runs from base 1 to 918 and encodes 305 amino acids. The transcript has 5 exons. Lineage: Eukaryota; Fungi; Ascomycota; Eurotiomycetes; Eurotiales; Aspergillaceae.